Molecule: messenger RNA, 4357 nt
Organism: Coccinella septempunctata (seven-spotted ladybird)
Lineage: Eukaryota; Metazoa; Arthropoda; Insecta; Coleoptera; Coccinellidae
Exons: 7
Coding region: 107-4288 (1393 amino acids)
Source: RefSeq, a predicted model, not a curated record
GAAAAUUUUGCUGACUUGCAUUCAGUAUUUUGGUUUCAUUUGUUCCCAUGUACGGAACAGUUUGGAUUAUAUUUAUAUCGAACGAUGUGCUUGUUGAAAUAAAAUUAUGAAGCUUGUACCUGUGAUUGUUUUUUUAUUCGUAAUUAUCGAAGUACGUACACAAAUUGAUGUGAUAGAAGUCGAUAACAAUGUAGAUCUCAAUGGAAACGAUGAAGGGACGGAAUUUUUAGAAAAUACUCCAAUUGACUUUGAUGUGAUCGAUGAGAUCGCUGAAGAUUUGCCUUUGGUGGACAAUUUUCUCCAACAAAAAUUCUCUGAGGAUUCGGAUCACGAUUAUGAACAGCACCAGUUAAGAGAAGCCCAUGCAGAUCCCACACUGCAUAAAUGGAAACAUAAACGUCCUCUCUUUCACGGACAUACCCACACACAUAUUCACACCAUAACACAUGGCAAUUCACAUGACUAUGUGACUCCAAUCGAAGUUCAUCCAGUUAGUCAUCAAUUUGGGCAUCAAUCUCAUGUCGUUAAUCCCCCAAUCAAACAGUUGGAUUACGGAUUCAAAGCUGACCUUCGACCAGUAAACAUCGAAACAAAUCAUUGGGCAGGAGGUCCCCAACCACAUACACAUUUAUCUUACAACCAGAACUUGCAGUAUGGGAGUCAAGCUAUCAGCCAUCAAACCAGUCAAACAUCCAACCAAAAUAACCAUUUUGGUUCGUUUGGAAAGCCUACUUAUACCUCAGAUACUUUGAAACCUGGCGUGGUGAACAUAAACGGAAACAGCAACACAUUCAUCCAGUCUGGUGGUACCCAUAAACUCAUAUCGUCCCAUAAUGGGCAAGUAUUUUCUCGAGAGAAAGCUGCAUCUCCACCAGUUGGUGAAUCAUUGGUCGGUAUCAGCAAGCCAGUUGAAGAAGAUAUUUUUUGGCAUAAUACACCUGAAGGUCCAGAACCCCAAUCGAUUUCUGCAAACAUCCAGAACCCUGUCGUGUAUGAUACUGAUAUGAAAAACGUUUUGAAUGUUUUAGACGACAGGUCUUAUUUUCGUGACAGACCAGAAGUAGAACCUUCGGGUUAUGAGAGAACAGCGGAGGUAAUAAGGCAUGAAAACUCUGACGAUCAAGGUGGGUUAAAUGUACAUGAACAAGAACCAAGGGACCAAACUGGAGGUAACGAUGACAUGAAUCUGAAAUCUCCAAAUCUGAUCCAAAUACCCUUCAACAACUACUUCCACUCUUACGAUUAUGGAAGGAACAGCAGAAAUAAAAGAUCCACGAAAAAUAUCAACAUGAAUUUUCUUUCCGAUAACGCUAUGCUCUUCAAUAUAUCCAGUUGGAGACUGAAAGAAAUAAAUUCGAAGUUGGAUGACACCCUAUCGGAUUAUAGGCAAGUGGUGGAUGAAUAUCGUAAAAAAUUGACUGAUAAGAGGGAAGCUCUUUUCACUGAUAUAUUGGACAGCAUGAUCGGCCAGUUCCAGACGAAAAAUUACCAAGACUCGAAUAAAAUGGAGAAAAGAGGGAAAAGAUCAGCUACCAUUACCAAAUUGCUUAAUAAUCCGGAUGUUAGACUAGAUGUUCCAAAAACUUUGGAUAACAUUGGAGUUAUCACAAGAAAUGCUUUCGAAGACGAGAGAUCCCCUAUGUACCACGUAAGACAAUUUAUGGGGUCUACCAAAAACGCUGUCCUCUCUGCCAUGAAAAUUCCCCCUCAAAACUUGGUAAUACCAUCGAAUUACGAAAUAAGGAAUAUAAACCCCGAGGAGAUUGCAGAGGAAGAGGACCAUCUGGUGAGUGGUAUCAAUCCAAAAAUCUUAUCGCGUUCUAGCUUUCGAAAUCCCGAGUCAACUGAGAAUUUUGAAGAUACGUAUCCUAGUGAUCCUUAUGGAAUUGUUGAGACCUUUGCCAGGGUAGGAGGAGCUAUAAGAGAUAGCGUACGGUCAGGUCAAAAUACGUUGAACCACAUCAGUAACAUUGCUCAUGACGCCAGAAAAAUUUUCCACACAACCAAAAACACCGUUCCAAGGGUCUUACUCCCCUACGCGAAAGCUCCAGUACUACUCACGAGCAGAUUCAAGGAGAGCAAGAAGACGCCCCUGAAGAAGGCCAUCAUCAUAAGUCCGAAAGUUUUGGACGUCAAGGAUCCUUUAAUUGGCGCUCAGAGAAACGAUCCUGAAUUCGUUUCAAUGGGGAAUAUCAUGGAUGCUAUUGGUCUGACGAAGCCCAAUAAGGACAAAAUCGAUUUGGAAAAAAUCGUGGUAAGAAUGCCUGGACAAGGAGAAACCAGGGGAAUUUACAUACCUCCAAUUGGAGAAGUGCAAUCAGUCAACGGAAAGAGACUUCCCAAUUCAAAAGUUGAUGCACCAUUGCAAAGGAGGAACAAAGAAUACUUGGGUCGUAUACAGGAUAAAGUUGCUUCAACUAACAAAGUAGUGAAAGAAAACAUAGAAAAAAUGAAGAACGAUAUUUCAAAAACAAUAGACAAAACUAAGAAUAAAGUUAAAACUGACAUUCUACAAAUGAAGGAAAAAACCAAUAUUCAAAACGUCCCAACUAUUUCACAAAGAAGUGAUGGUUCAAACCGAAAAGAAGAUAAAAAUGGGAUAAAACAUUACACGAAAGAGGAAGAGGAUGAAAUUAUAGAUAAGUUCCUUUACAACAUUUUCAAAAUAGAUACGAACAAAAACACGAAAGCUGAACACCUCAUUUCUCUGAAUAAAAAUAAGAAAGACACAAAAUACAACGAUACAUCAUCAGUUUUGAAAAGAAAUGACCAAGAUAAGGAGGGACCACUGUUGAGAUUACCAAUUGGAGCUUCUAUCUCAGACAUAUCCCCCAACAUAACCGAAUCCGUUUUAGAAGAAACAAUAAAAAAUAUAACGAUGGAUAUUCUCAAGGAAGAAACUGCUAAGAAUUCUAUCAAAAAGAACAAAGUAAGGGAUAAAAUAUCCAAAUUAAAUGCCAGUGAGAAAAAGAAGGCGAAUUUCAAGAAAAGACCUAAAAUGACCUUGCAAUCCCGGUUUGGAGAAGAUGAUGAAGCAGACUACAUAACGACCACACCAAGAAACCCCUCAACACUCAAAAACGAAGAACUCAAUGGAAGAGACGAAGAAGAAAGGAAGGUCGAUGAAUAUGUCCUGAAUGAUGUAGCUGCUCCCAUGUUUUCUGAUUCCUCGAAUGACGAAAAGCUUAAGAGUUCGUGGAAAAUUGGUGAUGUACUUGAAUUAAUUGAAGAGCCUUCUGCUGAAGACCCCUCCAAUGAGCUCCAAAGUGGGCAGAAUGAAGAAGGAAGUGAGAGACCGGUUUUUUCAUCUAGAAAUUUGUUGUGGAUUCCGGAAGAUAGCGAGAAACAAGAAGCACCCAAAGAGACAAAUUCAGAUACUCUUGCCGAUACUGUUGGUUUGAAUUUACCUCCUCAAUUGAUGACACCCUUCAUGUCAAGGGCUUCAAAUACUAAUGUUGAGGAAAUUUUCAGGAGUACAGAUGAAGAUGAAGGAAAUGCAGCAUUUCCUGACUCAAAGACGAUAAAUGAAAAUGAUGCCCAAGAAAAUAGCGACGGAGGAGAAAUACUAGGGUUGAACCUUCCCCCAGAACUCUUGAAACCCUUUAUGGCUAGAGAUUCUAAUGCGGAUAUCGACAAAACAUUCACCAGCGAUGAAAACAACGAACAUAACGUGUGGAGUGAUAAUGACGAAAUGGAAAAUUUCCUCCCACUGCUCAUGAUGCCCCACAGAACAACGAAAUCGGUGAAGAAAACAUUGGACGAAUUCUUAAAGAAAGAAAACGAAACUAGGCAACAAAUACUGAACGUUCAGGAAAAUCGAUUAAAGCAUUCAAGACCACUGGAAAUCCAAGAACAGCCUCGAAGAUUCCCAGAACCUAUCAGGGAACAGUGGUACAUAAUUCCUCCUUCAGAAAUGUUGAGGAAAAUGUUCAAAAAUUGCGAAAGGAAACAAUGUUACAAGCUGGAAUCUCACGCAACAAAUAAUGAGGACAGAGUGAGACAUGAAGAUCCUAUGAUAUGUCUGUAUAUGUCUGAAAAUGUUUCUGUUCUUCCUCGAUAUCCAGGAUAUUCACAAUAUCUGAACAAAAUGGAGAUAGAUCAUGCAAGAAAUGGUGUUGGAGAGGCUAGAACUUCAAUGGAUGUCAGUGAAGCUCUACGAAAGCCUUUCAUGGGCUUAGGUAAUGCUGAAAAUAUCAAGAAGUUUUACGACGAGUAUAAUAAAAACCAAGAUCAGGACGAAGAUUUAUUUGGAUCCGAGGAAGGACUUUCGUUAUUCCACGAUGAUUAAAAUAUGUGAUAGGAGCAGAGGAAUUCAAUAAAUUUUAUACUUUAUUAUAAAUAAAUACUUACUUUUUCA